Messenger RNA from Mesoplodon densirostris (Blainville's beaked whale), 600 nucleotides. It is a transcript of the gene DIRAS2, whose product is annotated as DIRAS family GTPase 2. Gene Ontology annotation, molecular function: GTP binding; GTPase activity; GDP binding. Bases 1 to 600 code for a protein of 199 amino acids. Gene Ontology annotation, cellular component: plasma membrane. NCBI's taxonomy places the organism in Eukaryota, Metazoa, Chordata, Mammalia, Artiodactyla, Ziphiidae. The record is from RefSeq and is a predicted model, not a curated record. Gene Ontology annotation, biological process: signal transduction. The transcript has a single exon.
AUGCCAGAGCAGAGCAACGAUUACCGGGUGGCCGUGUUCGGCGCAGGUGGUGUUGGUAAGAGCUCCCUGGUCUUGCGGUUUGUGAAAGGUACAUUCCGGGAGAGCUACAUCCCCACCGUGGAAGACACCUACCGGCAGGUCAUCAGCUGUGACAAGAGCAUCUGCACCCUGCAGAUCACGGACACCACGGGCAGCCACCAGUUCCCUGCCAUGCAGCGGCUGUCCAUCUCCAAAGGGCACGCCUUCAUUCUGGUGUACUCCAUCACCAGCCGGCAGUCCUUGGAGGAGCUCAAACCCAUCUACGAACAGAUCUGUGAGAUCAAAGGGGAUGUGGAGAGCAUCCCCAUCAUGCUGGUGGGGAACAAGUGUGACGAGAGCCCGAACCGCGAGGUGGAGAGCAGCGAGGCCGAGGUGCUAGCCCGCAAGUGGAAGUGCGCCUUCAUGGAGACCUCGGCUAAGCUCAACCACAACGUGAAGGAGCUCUUCCAGGAGCUGCUCAACCUGGAGAAACGCAGGACCGUGAGCCUCCAGAUCGAUGGGAAAAAGAGCAAGCAGCAGAAGAGGAAAGAAAAGCUCAAGGGCAAGUGUGUGAUCAUGUGA